Molecule: messenger RNA, 5672 nt
Organism: Amphiprion ocellaris (clown anemonefish)
Lineage: Eukaryota; Metazoa; Chordata; Actinopteri; Pomacentridae
Exons: 5
Coding region: 2991-4715 (574 amino acids)
Source: RefSeq, a predicted model, not a curated record
GAUUGAUAUGGUGAUUCUGAGAGAACAGACUUGAAUUUACAACAAAAAAACUCAGCAAAGAGUCAACAUGUCUAAACUACCAUUCAGCUUUGGGCAGGAAAAUAGUCAAGGUUGUCAUGGCAUAGACAUGCCACUGUGGCUCAGGUAGUAGAACAGGUUGUGGAAUAGUCUUAGAGUUUGGGGUUUUGAUUCCUGGUUCAUCAUGCCUACAGAUGGUUUGCACCUUGCAUGUUAGCUUGCUUCACUUAAUGACAAUAAGGGCUUUGAUUUGAUAAUAAGUUACACACCAACUUGUACGUUAUAGGUGCUGUUGAAAGCUGUGGAUCAAGACACUGUAAAUUCUUAAAAUAAGAAUGAGUUGUUCUACACUUUACUAGGUUAUAUGUUCUCUUUUUGUCUUUAAGUGUAGUGUUUGUAUUUCAGUGUGUAAUAAUAUGUUUGGAUCCCUUCUUGAAUCUUACUAGGUGCAAGAGUUGUAAUCUUAUUUUACUGGCUGAGAUGGCAGAAACACAGUUUUUACUGGCAGCCUGAUUGUUAUUCACAAUCUGUAGCUACAACAAGAAAAUGAGAUGAGCGGCAGAGUAAGAGAAAUUCAUUAAAUGUAUCUGAGACACUGAGAAACUAUGGCCCAUAUAGUUAUCAUAUUCAGAAACAAAUCAAAUGCUGACCAAGGGAUUCUUAAAUUGAUGCAAGGGGAUCAGCUAAUCUUUUGUCACCCCUCUUUUGGUACCAUUUUCACUACAAAAAUGCACACUGGCCAUACAAUUGUGUUACAGAGUGAUAGAAAUUGUUUCAAUUCAUCUUUGAUUGGAAUUAUGAGAUUCAGAUCUUGUAAUGUUUAGAAAUGAUCCAGGUCUUCUCAAGUCACAUUUUAAAAGGUGUGUUGAAGAAAAUUUCAACAGGUGGUAUUAUGGAACUGCUUUUUUUAAUUUCGUGUAAUUCCUCUUUGGUUCAAGACAGUGCUUCAAUGUGAUUACAAUUCAAAGUAUUUUUGAAAAUUAUUACAAUUACAUUAAACGUUUGAAGUCACAGAUGUUAACUUUUAUAAGAAACUGAACAUAGUGUUGCCAUAGAUUCAGUAGGAUACAUUCUUGGCUACAAUGUAAAGCCCUGUUUUUUAAGCUUCUUUUAACAUUAUUGAAAACAUUUUGAAAAAGUAUGCUCAGUUAGCUUACAUAUUGCUAUCUACCAUCGGGUGUGCACGCAGUCAUUACCUGCACCUAGCCCUUUCAUCUCCCUUAUAGUUUAAAAAACAGUGGACCGAGUUUUAAUGGGUGAAAGUUGCAUCACCUUUUUAGUUAAAUGUCUUGUAAAAGCCCUGUUUUUUGUUUUGUUUGCUUUUUCAAAAGAAAAAAAGCUGACAACAUUGGAUACAAUUUCUGGUUUAUAGGCCAGCAACAGACUUAUGUCAAUGUAUUUGCUCAUGCCACUUAACAUAAGACUCUUAUGUUUGCCAGAGCCCAUCAUGAAGUUAAAUUUAAGCUAGUUUGCUGCUAAAAGAUGGGGCUGUUUGCUCUGUUCAUGAGAAGUCAGAAGUGCAAGCUGCAACAUAUGACUCAAAUAUUGUCUUGUAUUGAUAGUCGGAUCCAACAGCUUGGGACUGUAAUGUCAAUGGAGACAAUGACUUAUAUAAUGUAGCUAAAGUUAUUUAGGGGACUAAUGGUGAUGGUUGUGGCCCUUCUGUGUGGUGUGCAUGUUCCCACUGUAUUCUCCCUGCGUGGGUUGUCUGCCUGUACUCCAGCUUCCUCCCACAGUCUAUACACAUGCAUGUUAGGUUAAAGUAGUGGGUAGUUAAUUCGGGUUAAAAUUGAAAGUAGAUUGUGCGCCCUGGUAGCUCAACAGGUUGAGCAGGUGACCCAUAAACAAGGGCUACAGUCCCUGUUGCAGUGGCCAUGGGUUUCAUUCAAAUUGCUGCAGAUCCUUCCCCUAUUCUUCUCCCCACUUCCCUUUCUCUCACUGCUGCCCUGUCAAUAAAGCUAAUAAAUAAUUUUAAAAAUUAAUUAAUUGAGAGUGGACAUGCGUGCAUGAGUGCGUGCGUGUGAAGUGGAAUGAUUCCUUGGCUGAAAUUCCCAAGGUGGUGGUGUCAGCAAACUCCAGGUUCCUCCAGAUGAGACAGGGCACAGUGAAGCAUGAAGAGGAUGGCAUCAUCCACUUCAAUGUGUUCUUUGUAUGCAAACUGCAGGGAAUUGAGUCUGUGUUUGACCUCAAGCCUCAGUAGGCGUAGAAUCAGUCGCUCCAGAGUUUUCAUGAUGUGUGACGUAAGGGCAAUAGGUCUGUAGUCAUUUAGCUCAGCUGGACAUUUGAUUUUUGGUACCGGUACAAUACAGGAUGUCUUCCAUUGAGCAGAUGUCAGACGUAGUGUGAAAUUGGCUGGUUCAUAGUUAUUUAACCAACAGUCAUUACUAAGCUGUAGCAGUGCAGUCAUUACUAAGCUGUGUCUGGUGACAACAUUGUCAGACAAAUUAACCAAAAUCCAGGUUAGCUUUGAGAUCAGCUAUAACAAUGACUGCCUCUGAUGAAAAUCACGUUUUGUACCUUGUCAGCAUGUUUAUGUUUUUAAAUAGUCAGUACCCUGAGUGCUUUCACUUUGAAACGGCAGUGUAACAAUGGCAGUCUCAGAAACAUGGACUAUGCAGUAAAGUAAGCUUUUCAGUGGACAAUAUCAAAAUAUUUGUCUUAAAUGGAUUUGUUAAGACAUGUGCUUAAUAAUCAAAGGAUUUUCUGUGGGGAUUGUGACUAGCUCAAUUAGCCUAAGAUGUUCCAGUUAUAUUUAUUCAGCUUAAAAUAUUCACUUGAUUAAUAAAAGCUUGCUACCUUACAUUAGAUAAGUUGGAGAACGACAUUAUUUUGCUGUAAGACGUCGGGGGGCGCUUCUGCUUUGUUGAGGGGGAUGAGACUCGUGAGUGACGUCAUUACGGGGGAGGAGAGCUACCGAAAAACCCAAGGUUGGAGGCGAAGCACGUUUCUCUUGUGCAACUUUCCCUCUGAAAAUGUCCACACUCCAAACGCUGAAAACGUUUAUCAACCAGCGGCUCACUGUGGCUGUAGAGGAGAUAUUCGGCCUCCUGGAAACAACAAUUUCCAACUAUGAAGAGGAGAUUAAUCGCCAGCGCAGGCUGAUAGAAGAUGAGAGGUCUGAGUUCCUGAUCAAAAAAGCAGAUAUGCAACAAGCAAUGAGAUUUCGAGUCAUCAUUGAUCAUGAUAUCAAGAAGAUUACUUUCCAAAAUGACAUCCCCUCAUCGGUGGAGGACUUCAUUAAAGUAUUUAAACAAGCUUUUUCCAUCACCACAGACAUAAGCCUUCAGUACAAAGAUGCUGACUUUGAUGACUUCUUCACACUAACCUCUACAAGUGACCUGAAGGAUAAAGACACACUGAAAGUAGUGCACAUGCCACCGGGCAUAAUAAUGACCACGGUCCCUCAUGAGCGCAACCCAGACAACUCUGAUGUGUCCUCUGUGGACGAUCUGCUCUCAGCAGAUUCACAAGACAAUCUGAUUCCCAGUCCCCCUGCCACUGAGAGGCAACACCUGUGGCCUGCCCUGUUCCCUAUUCCAAUCUUCUCCUACAAUACUGAGAUGGCUUUGAGGCAAGGCAAUGAGAAGUUUCUAAAAGAUGGAACUCUACUAACAAUACCAAGCAUCAAAUCAGACAUUUUGGAGCGCCUGGCCGAGACCAUGUUUUCCUAUACAGCAUAUCCCAAUGAUCCACAGAGGGCGGCAGUUGCACAGGCACUAAUAGAGAAGCAUCCAUGCUUGAGGGAGCCAGGCUCUUUUAAUGGAUGCUAUGGGUGGCAGCAAAGUUUAAAAUACAAAUGUGGAAACUACCGAAGCAAAUUAAAAGCACACGGAAACCCUGAACUGAUUAUAAAUACACUUAAGCACAAGCAGGAGGGCGACAGAAAACCUGCCAAGAACGUCAAAAAACCGAGGAAAUCUGAGGUGAACUACCUCCCCCCACAUCCAGUGGGUGAAACAGACAGUAGCCUGGAAAAUGUGAGACUUGAGCUUAUAGCAAUGAGCAAGAUACAGGACAAUGGCCAGAUGAUAAAUGACAUGAUGUCCAGAACAUACAGCUGUAGAAGGAGAGAAGUGGUUGGCCAAUCUGUGCAGAUUGCAGAGUUCAAAGAAAGAUGGCCUGCCCUAUUUGAUCCAUUACAGAUAAAUGAAGAAUUCCGAAGGUGCAACACCAUUCCUCUGGAGUCCACAUUCAUCUCCCAGCUGGACGGGUAUAUGCCAAAGUUCCUGGAAUUAUUCAGGUCCAAAGGGGGAGCUGUUGGACAACGCAUGAAGACUGUGCUGACUGACCUGAUUCAGGACCCCCAUGCCUCAGUUAUGAAGAAGAGGGAUGUGACUCUGAGAUGUCUCAUCGAGUACAUGGGGGAGAGUGUGCAGGAUCUCAUCUCGGACUACUAUAAAACAGCAGAGAAUAAAGUGCUUGAGGACCUUCAAACACAGGGUAUGAGGAUCUACGUCUGUCACCAGCCACAUGCAGUCGGCAUUAUAAUUGAUGGAAUUCCAGUGCUGAUGGGUCUGGAUAACAUGCCUGAAGCCUGCUGCCUGCUCCUUGGCCUGACCUACGCCCUGAAUCUGGAUUAUCCUCCCAAGCUUGCUAAAACCUUUGAAGUUUUUCAAAGAUUAUUUGUAGGACUUGAUACGCUGCAGCCAAAACCAACUUCAAAAUAUAUCAACCUGAAAAACAGACUCCUCACCUAAACAAUCACUUUGAGCUGCUGGUGCAGUUAUAUGUACCAAAUGGUCUAUUUUGUUCAUGUUAUAUUUAGGAAAUGUAGCACUGUGUCAACAUGCGUGCCUCGUGUGAGCAGCACAUCAGAGCAGCAGCAACAGUUCCAGUGGCAUUCAGGCAUACCUGAAUUUUAGCAACAGUCACAGCCUAAUACACAGUCACAGUAAUUACAUGCAUCACAAGCCAGAAGAUAGACUUAAAGCAAAAAAGAACACUCAGGGUCAAGUUACUGGACAUAUAACAAGUAAAAUGCAAACUAUCCCACCUAAGGUGUAGAUAGCUGGAUUGCUUAUAUUAGUAGUAAUUUGCUUCCAUCAUACAUGAUUGUACUGAAUGUUUUUAGUUUGUGUUCAUUCAUAAAUGAGAGUUUGAAAAUGGUUAAAACAUGGUGAUGUAUUUCCUUCCUUUUGUUGAAAUUCUAUCUCAGUACUAAGGAAGUGAGUAAAGUAAAUGACUUAAUUUUCCACUCACCUCCAUGUCACGUUAUGUGAGAUGGUCCUAGUAAAAUUUUGGUCAGACUGUGCAGUAUCAGCUUUAAGACUCGCCAGUAGUGCUGAGUAAGUCCCAAAACUAAAAUGGGAUAGAAAAGCCCUUGUAUGCCCAGUUUUGGAUGUUUCAAAAAAGUACUAAACAAGCUUAUUGUACCAGGAUUCUCUCAGGUCUGUAAAGCUCAGUGUGAUGUGUAGUUUCUAAGUAAGAUGUGAAACAAGUUCACAUGAAAGUUUAGAUUUACAUGUAGCUAAACUAAUGUUUGAUUAUCUUCUGAGUGAAAAAAAUAAUACUAAAAGAAAUGCUUGUUUUUUAAAGAGACUGUUUUUAUACAUUUUGUAAAUUGACAUUUUAGUUUAAGUGUUACAAGACACAAGGUUCAUUACUGAUGGUAUUGGCAUGUAACUGUCAGAAUGGAUUAAAACAGUUUUGAAGUA